AUGAACAACGGCGUCUCCUCUACCUCUCCUAAUAACGCGGAUCCUACAUUUGAGCCUGGCUCUGAUUUUGAUCGCGAAGACCCUGGUCAGGUCGUGAGUAACUUGGGACCUAAAACUACUCGCGACGAAUUCCAGCUUGAUUCUUGGCCUGUGAGGACCCUAUUGCCUCUCCAUUUUAAUCUUCCUCUCUGUGUUAACGUUCCUUUCUCCCAGCACAAGAAAGCUAGACACACAUCCUUCUCCAAGAAAGGAGCAACGGCUACUGAACCAACCGCCAACACAUUCGCCACUAAAAGUGCAAAAUACUCUCCGACUCAAACUCUCGACCAGAUGGACAACAACCACAAUACCCAUAAGGCACAACUUAAUAAAGCCCUUUUGCUAGAGCAGCAUCCCAAAUAUUAUCGCCCUGCCGCAGGAGAGUCGAAUGAGGUCGAUCGGGCUGGAGAGAAGAAAUGGGAUGGGAUAGAUGGAGAAAAAACAGGUCGCCAGCUCAGUUAUGUUGAACGUCUCAACCGCAAAGACCACCAGAUUGCCUCACUCCAGGGCGAAGUGUCCUCUCUACAGGACCAAGUUUUAUCCCUCCGCCUCAACCUUGAAGAUCGCGAGGUCGCUUCACUCCAAGGCAAAUUGUCCUCUCUACAGGACCAGAUUUCCUCCCUUCAACAGCGCAUGGAUUGUCUUGAGGGAGAGAACAAUAAAACUGACGCGACUGGCCACCCAAUGCAGGACCAGAUUUCUUCCCUCCAAAAGCGCAUCGACAAAUUGGAGGAGGAGAACAAUGCAGCUGAAGUGAAUGGCCAAACCCUCCUCGGUUGUGUGACCCGAUUCAUCAAAGAUCUUAUCCGCACUGGAUUGUUUACUGAAGUGGAACCUACGGCAUGA
Messenger RNA from Aspergillus mulundensis, 885 nucleotides. RefSeq lists its product as uncharacterized. The record is from RefSeq and is a predicted model, not a curated record. The transcript has a single exon. Bases 1 to 885 code for a protein of 294 amino acids. NCBI's taxonomy places the organism in Eukaryota, Fungi, Ascomycota, Eurotiomycetes, Eurotiales, Aspergillaceae.